Fragaria vesca subsp. vesca is the source of this 1607-nucleotide messenger RNA. RefSeq names its product WD repeat-containing protein 76-like. Bases 12 to 1508 code for a protein of 498 amino acids. Gene Ontology annotation, biological process: regulation of DNA damage checkpoint. NCBI's taxonomy places the organism in Eukaryota, Viridiplantae, Streptophyta, Magnoliopsida, Rosales, Rosaceae. The transcript has 5 exons. The record is from RefSeq and is a predicted model, not a curated record. Gene Ontology annotation, molecular function: protein binding; DNA binding. Gene Ontology annotation, cellular component: nucleus.
AAAUUUCUCUCAUGGCGACCCAGAAAAUCACAGACUACGAGCGGAAGAGGCUCGAGAACAUUCGCCGAAACGAGGAAUUGAUGGCCUCUCUGAAGCUCCAAUCCAUGGCCACCCAACUCUCAGCCUCAACCAAACGCCCAAGGAUUGAGCCCAAAUCGUACAAGGUCAAUUCGGAGAAGAAACCCAAGACGCAGGACCCAACUGUUAUCCGGCGUUCUCUACGCAGCAGGGGAUUACCGCCCGAUGCGAAAGGCCUCGGUGCAAUAGACUCAAUGUUGAAGACUACUCUAGAAUCCAUGGACCGCAAGUGUGACCUGAGGAAACUGGGUCCUAUUAGUAGGAGGGAUGUGUACAGCGGUGUAUCGGAUCGAGAGUUGAUUGAAACCAUUUUGGGUGUUGAGAAUAAACCCCAGUUGGGUUCGGAAGUUAAGAGUGAAUUCGGGGAUUGCAAGGAGGAGGAGGAGAAAUCAUGUGUUGCGUUUACUUUAGUUGGUGGAAUUGGUUGUGGUUUGGUUAAGAAAGAAGAGGAUGGAGGUGAGAGUGAUGUGAAGGUGGAGGAAUUGAGUCUCAAGGAGGAGAAUGUAGCCCGGGUUGUGCCGGGGAAUGUUAUGAAUGUGAGGUUCUUUCCGAGUUGUAGUUUGAGAAUGGUUGUGGUAGGGAAUAAGGUUGGGAAUGUUGGAUUUUGGAAUAUGGAUUCUAAGGAAGGGGAGGAAAAUGGGAUCUAUAUGUAUAGACCGCAUUCUGGUCCCAUUUCGGGGAUCUCCAUUCACCAAGAUUCUAUGUCAAAGAUAUUUAGUAGUUGUUAUGAUGGAUUUAUCCGAUCGAUGGAUGCUGAGAAAGAGGUGUUCGAUCUUGUAUAUGCAAGUGAUGAGACUGUAUAUGCUCUUGCUCAACAAUCAAACAAUGCAAAGUGUUUAUACUUUGCUGAGGGUCGUGGAGGUAUAAGUAUGUGGGAUGAGAGAACAGGAAAUAUCUCAGCCCAAUGGAGUCCACAUGAUGAUAGAAUCAAUUCCAUAGACUUUAACUCAUUAAACUCAAACAUCAUCACUACUAGUUCAACAGAUGGAACUGCCUGCAUUUGGGAUUUGAGAAGUAAUGAUGCAGAUAAGUUCAAAAGCUUAAAGACAAUUGGUCACAAAAGGGCUGUGCAUUCUGCCUACUUCUCGCCUUCUGGAAGGUCGCUAGUGACGACAAGCCUUGAUGACACAGUUGGUAUAUCAAGUGGAGUUAAUUUUGAGGACAUAUCAAUGAUACACCACAAUAAUAAUACAAGCAGAUGGAUUCCUAAGUUCAAGGCAAUUUGGGGAUGGGAUGAUGCGCAUGUCUUCGUUGGAAAUAAGAACAGAGGAGUCGAUGUUAUCAGUCCCUUUCAAAGAACAAAAAUCUUCACUUUAAACAGCCCAUAUGUGUCUGCAAUUCCGUGUAGAUUUGCUGCUCACCCUUAUAAUGUUGGGAUGCUAGCAGGAGCUACAGGUGGAGGCCAAGUUUAUGUAUGGACAUUGGGAUAAGAAACUCAGCCUCUUUUUUUUUUUUUUUUUUGAAGGCAGAAACUCAGCAUCUUUAAACAGACUACUUUUAACGUGUAAGUAGCGCAAGCAUGGGAUUCG